UUUUCAUCUGAGCUGCCCGAUCUGCAGAGAGCAUGAGUGCCAAAGACUCUUCCAUCCCGGUGGAGAAGUACAAGCUGGUGGUGGUGGGAGGAGGAGGAGUGGGCAAGAGCGCCCUGACCAUCCAGUUCAUCCAGUCCUACUUUGUUUCCGAUUAUGAUCCGACCAUUGAGGAUUCCUACACCAAGAUAUGCAAUAUCGAUGGAAAGCAGACACGAUUGGACAUUCUGGACACAGCCGGACAAGAGGAGUUUGGAGCAAUGAGAGAGCAAUACAUGAGGACGGGAGAAGGAUUCCUCCUUAUAUUUGCAAUCAAUGACAGAGGAAGCUUCAAUGAGAUGAGCAAGUUUCAUACACAGAUCCUCCGCGUUAAAGACAGAGAUGAGUUUCCAAUGAUACUGGUUGGCAAUAAAGCAGAUUUGGAUCUUCAGAGACAGGUCACCAAAGAGGAAGCCCUGAACUUUGCACGGGAAAACCGAAUCCCUUAUAUGGAAGCCUCAGCUAAGAUCCGAUUAAAUGUAGAUGAAUCUUUCCAUGAGCUGGUCAGGGCAAUCAGAAAAUUUCAUGAAUUUGAGAGCCCACCAACCCCAACUGUUAACCCUAAGAAGAAAAAAUCCAAGAGCUGUCCAUGUGUGAUCCUGUAACCCACUGUCCCGUACCCCCUCCCCCAAGAUGGCCUGAACCGAGACACAGCAAGAGAAUGGGAAGGUUUACACCACUCGUGGAUAGCAUGCAGUGUUUAUGCCAUCAGCCUGCCCAUGAUUGGUCCCUGAUCCAGGCCGAUCCUGCUGACACCUGAAGACAUCACAUGAUGCUGGGGAGCAUCUCUGAAGGCAGCAGGGACAGAUGCUUCAUUCUACUACAAACAAAUGCAGUUUGCACACACUCCCUUCAUCUGUGCCGAUGCUUCAUUAUGUUUUUUAAUGCUGGGAAUCUGCAUGUAAAUAUAUAUUCUGUAUAUAUAUUUUAUAUAUAUAUUUUACGUUCUUUUAUUUUACUAUUCCACCAGCUUUAUGUACGCACUGAACUUGCGUACAGGAGAGACUAUUGGAAAUUCUCCUACAUUAUAGUUAUCGGAACUAUAUUAUAAAGACACACUUUUUUUUUUUAAUUAGCAUAUGCGUCCCUUUUAAGGGUCAGUCCA
Nanorana parkeri is the source of this 1141-nucleotide messenger RNA. Its product is annotated as ras-related protein R-Ras2-like. Gene Ontology annotation, biological process: signal transduction. Gene Ontology annotation, cellular component: plasma membrane. The coding region runs from base 33 to 641 and encodes 202 amino acids. Lineage: Eukaryota; Metazoa; Chordata; Amphibia; Anura; Dicroglossidae. Gene Ontology annotation, molecular function: GDP binding; GTP binding; GTPase activity. The transcript is spliced from 7 exons. The record is from RefSeq and is a predicted model, not a curated record.